Mytilinidion resinicola is the source of this 485-nucleotide messenger RNA. RefSeq lists its product as uncharacterized. The coding region runs from base 135 to 431 and encodes 98 amino acids. Lineage: Eukaryota; Fungi; Ascomycota; Dothideomycetes; Mytilinidiales; Mytilinidiaceae. The transcript is spliced from 3 exons. The record is from RefSeq and is a predicted model, not a curated record.
UUGAACCUUCUCUUCUCAUCAGCAACUAUCCAUUCAUCAAUCCCAAUUCAAAACUACGCCGCAAAUUUCGGCCUCCAUCCCUCAUCACGGUCCUCCCUCCUGAUUACCCGCAGAGGAAGCAGAAUCAUACAGCCAUGUCUCAAACCAAGACCAAGGACAAGCAACAGAACCUCGACUCCACUGACGAGAUGUCGGAGGAUGGCGAUAACAACGACCAACAACUGGCAGCACCCACCGCUCCUCAACCAAUGGCCAAGCCCCGCGGAGGCUCCAAGCGAAUCGUCCCGGUGCACCAAUCGCGCAUUGCGGACCGCCCCGCCAAAGUCGGCGAGAAAGACUCGUCACUGAAGAUCAAGAUCGAGCUGGACUUGGAAGUUGAGGUAGAAAUUUAUGCCCGCGUGAAGGGCGACAUCACGAUCGGACUUAUGUAGAUAUGUAAGUCCUGCAUCAUGAGUGUCGUGCUAGCGCACCCUUUGGUGUGGACC